AGACCAAGCAGAGAGACUGUCAUCAUAACAAGCAGUUAGCAGUGUGCUGCCGACAGACGGGCUGACAGCAGCACCUGUCCACCUCGUUUCUGUACACUUUGUUCAAGCAGCAACAAAGUAGCGGGACUGUGUUGGAUCUCCUGACCUGCCUGUGUUCACCUCACCCGGGGAAGAAGACGACGACCUUCCGGCACUUUUAAGAGAGUCUGACAGCACACGGUCUUUGAAGGACAAGACAAUGAGGCUCCCCUGUCUGCUGCCCUCCUUGGGGCUGAUAACCUGUACUCUGGUGUUGAUGCUGCUGCCGUUUGGGUCCUGCCAUCCAGCACCGACCUCAGAGCAGCCCAGGCUGGUGUUCAUGGAGCAGAUCAGCCGCCCAGAGCUCGGAUUUAACUGGAGAAAUGUCACCUGUGCCCUGUGCAAAGCAGUCUUCACCAUCCUUGAUAUCGCCCUCCUGAGUGAUGCAAAUGAAGAGCGAGUGGCACGUGCAGUAGGGGAGGCAUGUGUCCGUCUCCAUCUGGCUGAUGAGCAAGUGUGUCGACAAAUAACAGAGUUGUUCAGAGACGACUUCAUCCGGGCCAUGCAGCAGUCUUUGUUGUGGCCCUCUGAGGCGUGCGCCCUGCUGGUUGGCCCUUCCUGUGGCAAAUUUGACGUGUAUUCUCCGUGGAACAUCACCCUGCCAAAGGUCCCUAAGCCCCCUGUUACACCACCCUCGCCUCCAAAACCUGGUUCUCCACAGAGCAGGGUCCUGUUUAUAACGGACAUCCACUGGGACCAGGAGUAUCUAGAAGGCAGCGCAGCAGACUGCAAGAACCCUCUGUGUUGCCGGAAAGACUCAGGCGCUCCCAGCUGGUGGCGAAGGGAGGCCGGGUACUGGGGAACCUACAGUAAAUGUGACCUGCCUCUACGGACGGUGGAAAACCUCCUGGAAAAUGCUGCCAGAGAUGGACCCUGGGACUGGGUCUACUGGACUGGAGACAUCCCAGCGCACAAUGUUUGGUCUCAGACCAGGAAACAGCAGCUGUCAGAGCUUACAGUCGUCUCCAGGCUCAUUCACAAACACUUGGGGCCUAAUGUGACAGUUUACCCUGCAAUAGGGAACCAUGAGAGUACGCCAGUGAACAGCUUCCCACCACCGUUUGUUCAUGGCAACAGAUCCUCUGCCUGGCUCUAUGAUACCAUGGCAAAGGAGUGGGCACCAUGGUUACCAGAGCAGGCUUUGAAGACUUUGAGAUAUGGGGGAUUUUACACUUCGGAAAUUCAGCCUGGUCUGAGGGUAGUCUCUCUCAACAUGAACUUUUGUGCUCAAGAAAACUUCUGGCUGAUGGUGAACUCUACAGAUCCUGCUAACCAGCUGCAGUGGCUGGUCCAUAUUCUCCAAGCCAGCGAGGACAAGGGAGAGAAGGUACAUAUCAUCGGUCACAUACCUCCCGGCCUGUGUCUUGGCAGCUGGAGCUGGAACUACUAUCACAUUAUCAAUAGAUAUGAAAGUACAAUCACUGGACAGUUUUUUGGCCAUACACACCUGGAUGAGUUCCAAAUGUUUUAUGACGAGGCGACCAUGACCCGCCCGUUGGGAGUAGCAUUCAUUGCUCCCAGUGUCACUACUUAUGUUAAUCUUAACCCAGGUUUCCGAGUGUACUAUGUGGAUGGCAAUUACAAAGGCAGCUCUCGGUUGGUGCUUGAUCACGAGACCUACAUCCUCAACCUUACAGAGGUGAAUCACGGUCCAGGAGCGCCGAGUAGCCCUCAACAGAACCCCAAAUGGACACUGCUUUACCGUGCCACUGAGGCUUAUGGUCUGACCAGUCUGUUCCCUUCCGACUAUGACGGGCUGAUGCAGACCUUUAUCAAAAAUGAUCGGGUCUUCCAGAAGUUCUGGUACUUAAGACAUAAAGGACAUGUGUCAGAGCCCUGCAAGGAGACGUGCAAAACUACAGUUAUCUGCUUUCUGCGAAGCGGGCGGUACGAUGAGCUGGAGCAGUGCGACCUCCUCAAUGGUUUUGGAGGAAACUUGGCCCGGGCCGCCAGAAAAACCCUCUGCUGACCUGAGGAAGUUUGGACUGAAGGUCUGGGUAAGGAAAAAGCAAUAUGACCAAAACUGAAAUUGAGCCGAAAAACUGUUUAUUUCCUGUUACUGGUUUGUCAACAAAAGGCCCCGGAGCUAUUGCUCAUUAUCAUGUGAUAGUUUGAUUUUGUGAACCUGGGAUGAGUCCAAAGACUUAUUGGUUAAUGCCUUGUGGUUAUCAGUAAUGUUUUUUUUUACAAAGACAUCUAACUGAUUGUGAUUGUAACAGACCUUUGGUUUGUCAACUGCUGUUUUGCAAUGCAAAUUUCGUAAAGAAGCUCCGUUUACUUGAAAUGCAUAGCAUUGCAAGAGUUGGUGGUUCGGUCAGUGAUUUUCGCAAUUCUACUGUAAUGGAUGCCUUGUAUCAGGAAAAAUGAUCUAUCCUUAACAAUCUUGUGACUUUAAAAGGCUGUUCUGAUUCAGAUAAGAGUUUGAAGUUCUUCGUGUGUUAUGGCUCGGGUUAGGGUUAGGCUUAAGCUAAGGGUUACGCUAAGUUGUGCCACAUAGCAUGAAGUUUGCAUUAAAACUGAAGGAUCCAUCCUUUGAGGCCUGUCCCCCAGUGUAAUGUUAACAUUGCAUUUGCUGGGACUUUAAUGUUCUAAAGCAAAUCAGUAAACCACUUACUUUAUUGAACAUGGCGGAUUAAUUGAUCUCAGCUGUCACCUCAGGUUUGACCUUUGAAGAGUUGCUCCACAGCUCACAGUAUCUUCGUUCAAUCGUUUUGACUUGGGACUUUUGACUGGGAUUUCGGUCAGUAAAUUAUUUCGCAGCACCAUCUGCCUCAGCAACAACGUCUUCAAACCUGAUUAAGAAACAGUAUUUCUCAUUGAGGUUUACUUCUGUCUGCACUUUAAUUCUUUGUUGGCUAGUUAUUGUCAUGGUUUGAUAGACCCAAAGUGUUACAAAGAGAAAACAUCAGAUUUUGGGCUGUGCGACUUGUGGCGUAACGUAAGCAAGAAGUAAUGCAACUUGUAAAAUGAACAAUGAUUUAGAGAUAAUGUGUAAAUAAUGAAUAAAAGAUUAAAUCUUA
Molecule: messenger RNA, 3098 nt
Organism: Plectropomus leopardus (leopard coralgrouper)
Lineage: Eukaryota; Metazoa; Chordata; Actinopteri; Perciformes; Serranidae
Gene: smpd1
Product: sphingomyelin phosphodiesterase 1
Biological process (GO): sphingomyelin catabolic process; ceramide biosynthetic process
Cellular component (GO): lysosome
Molecular function (GO): acid sphingomyelin phosphodiesterase activity
Source: RefSeq, a predicted model, not a curated record